This is a messenger RNA of Oryza sativa Japonica Group (Japanese rice), 1484 nucleotides long. RefSeq lists its product as uncharacterized. The record is from RefSeq and is a predicted model, not a curated record. Gene Ontology annotation, molecular function: S-adenosylmethionine-dependent methyltransferase activity. NCBI's taxonomy places the organism in Eukaryota, Viridiplantae, Streptophyta, Magnoliopsida, Poales, Poaceae.
CACCACCACUCCGUGAGAUCCAUCCAUCAAUCCAAGACGAGACGACGCACACACAGCCAGGCAGCGACAGCGAGGCGGCCAGCAAGCCACCAAAUCGACCAGACCAAACCAAACCCAAACCAAACCCAACCCAAGGAGAGAGUAGGCUUAGGCCUAGCCAUUCCCAUGACCAACGCCCAGCCCCAGCCGCAGCCGCGCCACCACCACCAGCCUCGUCAAUUCUGAGGGCGCCGCCAACACCAACACCACCACCAUCGGGUCCUCCUCCCCUUGCGGAUUGGUUGCCUGACCCUCCUCCUCCUCCUCCUCCUCGUGUAGAUUGAUUGGUUCUUGGUGGUGGUGGUGGUGGAUCGGGUGGCUUUGGCUGAGAUGGUGGUGGUGACGGCGGCGGCGCCGCCUCUCGGCAUAGCGUUGGUGGGGCCGACGCGGGCGAGGCGUGGAGGAGGGUUGUCGCUCUCCUCCUCCUCCUGCUGCUACCUGUCCAUGUGCGGCCGUGGCGUCCUGCGAGGGGGAUGCGCGAGGAUGAGGGAGCCGCUGCCGCCGGCCCCGAUUGGGCUGGACCGGGGGCUGUUUUUAUUGUGCUCGUAUAGUUUCUCUGCGGAUACAUGCGAAGAGAUGGGCAUGAAGAUGGUGAAAGGAGUCAAGGAAUAGAGGAUUCUCUUAUGUUUGGGCCAGACGAUGAUAAUGGUUCAAAUAUUCCUACUCAAGUUGAGACACUUGUUAGGGGUACUGCGACGGUUGCUACUCCAGAGUAUAAGUCGAUUCCAGAUCUAGAUUACCUGCAGGAGUUGCUGGCUAUUCAGCAACAGGGACCGCGGGCUAUAGGUUUUUUUGGUACCCGUAACAUGGGGUUUAUGCAUCAACAGCUUAUUGAGAUCCUGAGCUAUGCUAUGGUCAUAACGAAAAAUCAUAUAUUCACAUCUGGUGCUUCUGGGACUAAUGCAGCUGUUAUCCGGGGUGCUUUAAGGGCUGAAAAGCCAGAGUUGCUCACUGUAAUUUUACCUCAAAGUCUAAAGAAGCAACCUCCUGAAAGUCAAGAGCUUUUAUCUAAAGUACAAAACUUAAUUGAGAAGCCUCAAUAUGACCAUUUGCCACUAAUUGAAGCGAGCAGGUUAUGCAACAUGGACAUCAUCUCGAAGGUCCAACAGGUGAUUUGUUUUGCAUUCCAUGACAGCAAGCUGCUGAUGGAGACCUGCCAGGAGGCCAAGAAUCUCCGGAAGAUCGUAACCCUAUUCUACUUGGAUUAGCUCCUCAGGGGCUUCGCCCCCAUUUUUGUCUGUAGGCUGGUUGGUGAUAGAAUAUUUGGUUCAGUUAGCUGUGUUCACUCUGAAACUCAGGAAUGACACAGCCGAAUAGGUGCAACCUUCAAAUCGGGGAAGAUCCUUUCGACCAUUGUUUUGAAUUUUGUAUAAACCAAAUAAGCUUGUCGAUAUGUCUGGUUCAUCAUUGAAUGGAAUAAUUUAAAGUUCUUACUAUUUCUGACC